This is a messenger RNA of Marasmius oreades (fairy-ring Marasmius), 1323 nucleotides long. RefSeq lists its product as uncharacterized. The coding region runs from base 1 to 1323 and encodes 440 amino acids. The transcript has 4 exons. The record is from RefSeq and is a predicted model, not a curated record. Lineage: Eukaryota; Fungi; Basidiomycota; Agaricomycetes; Agaricales; Marasmiaceae.
AUGUCGAUGCAUAACCGUGUGUUUGAACAUUCACUUCGCCGACUUCAUACUCGUCAGGAUGGAGGAUCAGGUCAAGAUGGACAACGUGGAAGGGAAGGGCAGGGAGGUGGUAGCGAAGAAUCCCAAAGCAGUACAGGGACUCCAGAAACCACUAGUCAGUCGAACUCAUCGUCACCAUCCACGACGGCUAGUACUACAUCUGAGUCGUCUACUACCUCGACUUCGACCUCGGAAACAUCAACCUCGUCGUCGACUUCGACCCCAAGCACAACAUCGACGACCCCCACAUCGACCUCGACCUCCAUCUCGACUUCGAGCACCACAUCACAGACUUCAGAGUUGACUUCGACGUCUACCUCUUCUUCACCUUCUCCAUCCACUUCAUCUACCGCGUCUAGUCAAUUGUCAACCUCAAGUUCUUCUGAGAGUAUACUCGUCACGACUUCUAAUUCAUUAACGGCAACUGGCAAUCUUGUUGCACCUACUACUGAUACAGACUUGAGCAAGACUUUCACCCCUACUGGUAGCUUCAGUGGACCUCAAACCACCGAAAGCUCCAAGUCCUCCCCUGCUGUGUCAGGAUCACUUAACUCGGGCGCCGUAGCAGGCGGUGUCGUUGGCGGCCUUGUUGGUGCUGCAAUUCUUGGUGUUCUGAUCUUAAUGUUCAUCCGCCGCAAGCGCGCCAAGGAUCACGCCAGUCAAUUCGACGCCGCUCAAUUCCGCCGCUCUGCAAUGAUUAUGGAAGACGUUCCCACUAAUACUCAUUACCCCUCACCCAAUUCUUCUUUACCGCCCCAGAGGGAGAUGGUAUUCCAAGGCCGUGACCAGGUCGCUUCGAUGAGGAGCUCGCUUACUGCUGGUAUGGCCGGACAAGGAGCUUGGGCUUUUCACGGUAGUGCCAACGAGGACGAAUAUCAACAGUAUAACCAGUACGCUCAAUACGAGGCUCAAGCACCAACUGGAUACCCUGUCUACCAAGACCACCCUGAGGGCAAACCGAGCGCGGAAUACUAUUCAGAUAGCUUCGCACAGCAAUUGCAGUCCUCCACUGCUCCUGCCUCCACUCGACAGGCUAUUCAACCUCGUCAACAAUACACAUUCGGAAGUACGUAUGCUCAGAACAGGGACAUCGUCUCGGAUGAUGGUCAAUCUGAUCAUGAAGAAGCAGCGUCUGUGUAUAGCACCCAGACGCCACGACAGAGCGUGCAGGUCGAAAAUCCCUUCGCUUCCGAACAGGAUGUUCACGGAAGGAUGUAUAACAUGACAGCCAACUCGGGUUUGCGGAAUUCCUCUGCUACCGUAGACGCAUAUGGAGGUAUUUAA